GCGCGGCCGGCGGGCUGCUGCCGCAGUGUCCUCCCGCCGGCCGGCGCGUUCCAGGCUCCCCGCGCUCCCGGCCCCGACGCCGGCCCCGCCAGCAUGAUGAGCUACGGCAGCGCGGACGGGCUGCUGCAGGGCCCCACGUACCCGCUGCCCUUGCCCCUGGCCCUGGGCUCGGGCCGCAAGAGCGCCGCGCUGAUGCGCUCCGCGGCCGGCGGCUCGGCGUCCAGCGGCUUCCACUCGUGGGCGCGGAGCUCGGGCUCGGGCUUCCGUUCCCGCGGCGCGCUGGCCGCCUCCAGCACCGAGAGCCUGGACUCGCUCAACGGGCCGGGGCUGGGCGGCGAGGGCCGCGGGGCGCGCAACGAGAAGGAGCUGCUGCAGGCGCUCAACGACCGCUUCGCCGGCUACAUCGACAAGGUGCGGCAGCUGGAGCUGCAGAACCGGCAGCUGGAAGGCGAGGCGGCCGCGCUGCGGCAGCAGCAGGCCGGCCGCUCGGCCAUGGGCGCGCUCUACGAGCGCGAGAUCCGCGAGAUGCGCGCGGCCGCGCUGCGCCUGGGCGCCGAGCAGGGCCAGCUGCGCCUGGAGCACGAGCGCCUGCUGGAGGACAUCGCGCACGCGCAGCAGCGCCUCGACGACGAGGCCCGCCAGCGCGAGGAGCUGCAGGCGGCGGCGCGCGCGCUGCACCGCUACGCGGACGAGGCCGGCCUGGCGCGCGCCGAGCUGCAGAAGAAGGUGCAGGCGCUGCAGGACGAGGGCGCCUUCCUCCGCCGCCGCCACGACGAGGAGGUGGCCGAGCUCCUCGGCCAGAUCCAGGCCGCGGGGCCCCCCGACGGCCGCGACCUCGUCAAGUCCGACGUGACGUCGGCGCUGCGCGAGAUCCGCGCGCAGCUCGAGGGCCACACGGUGCAGAACACGCUGCAGUCCGAGGAGUGGUUCCGAGUGAGGUUGGAUCGCUUGUCAGAAGCUGCCAAAGUGAACACAGACGCCAUGCGCUCGGCCCAGGAGGAGAUCACCGAAUACAGACGUCAGCUGCAGUCCAAGACCACCGAGCUAGAGGCCCUCAAGGGGACAAAGGACUCUUUGGAGAGGCAACGAUCAGAUCUGGAAGACCGCCAUCAUGCUGAUGUCAUCUCCUAUCAGGAGACCAUUCAGCAGCUGGACAGUGAGCUGAGGAACACCAAGUGGGAAAUGGCCGCCCAGCUCCGAGAGUACCAGGACUUGCUGAAUGUCAAGAUGGCCCUCGACAUUGAAAUCGCAGCCUACAGAAAACUUCUGGAAGGAGAAGAGUGUAGAAUUGGCUUUGGCCCGGGUCCUUUCUCCUUUCCUGAGGUGCCCCCCAAAACCCCGGCCACUUCCACACAUAUAAAAGUCAAAAGUGAAGAGAAGAUCAAAGUGGUUGAGAAGUCAGAGAAGGAGACGGUCAUUGUGGAAGAACAGACUGAGGAGAUCCAGGUGACUGAAGAGGUAACUGAGGAAGAGGAGAAGGAAGAAGAAAAAGAAGUAGCAGAAGAAGAAACUGGAGAGAAGGAAGAAAAAGGUAAAGAAGAAGGAGAAGAAGCAAAAUCUCCAGAGAAGGAAGCUAAGUCUCCUCCCACGGAAGAGGUCACAUCACCUGAGAAGGCUAAAUCUCCAGCAAAGGAAGAGGUCAAGUCUCCAGAAAAGGCCAAAUCUCCAGUGAAGGAAGAGGUCAAGUCUCCACCUGAGGUCAAGUCUCCAGAAAAGGCCAAAUCCCCAGCAAAGGAAGAGGUCAAGUCCCCCCCUGAGGUCAAGUCACCAGAAAAGGCCAAAUCCCCAGCGAAGGAAGAGGUCAAGUCCCCCCCUGAGGUCAAGUCUCCAGAAAAGGCCAAAUCCCCAACAAAGGAAGAGGUCAAAUCUCCAGAGAAGGCCAAAUCCCCAGUAAAAGAAGAGGUCAAGUCCCCCCCUGAGGUCAAAUCUCCAGAGAAGGCCAAAUCCCCAGCAAAAGAAGAGGCCAAGUCCCCCCCUGAGGUCAAAUCUCCAGAGAAGGCCAAAUCCCCAGCAAAAGAAGAGGCCAAGUCCCCCCCUGAGAUCAAAUCUCCAGAAAAAGCCAAAUCUCCAGCAAAGGAAGAGGCCAAGUCCCCUCCUGAGAUCAAAUCUCCAGAAAAAGCCAAAUCUCCAGCAAAGGAAGAGGUCAAGUCUCCAGAAAAGGCCAAAUCUCCAGCGAAGGAAGAGGUCAAGUCCCCCCCUGAGGUCAAGUCUCCAGAAAAGGCCAAAUCCCCAGCGAAGGAAGAGGUCAAGUCUCCAGAAAAGGCCAAAUCCCCAGUGAAGGAAGAGGUCAAGUCUCCAGAAAAGGCCAAAUCCCCAACAAAGGAAGAGGUCAAAUCUCCAGAAAAGGCCAAAUCCCCAGCAAAGGAAGAGGUCAAGUCCCCCCCUGAGGUCAAGUCUCCAGAAAAGGCCAAAUCCCCAGCAAAGGAAGAGGUCAAAUCUCCAGAAAAGGCCAAAUCCCCAGCAAAGGAAGAGGUCAAGUCCCCCGCUGAGGUCAAGUCUCCAGAAAAGGCCAAAUCCCCAGUGAAGGAGGAGGUCAAGUCCCCCCCUGAGGUCAAGUCUCCAGAGAAGGCCAAAUCCCCAGUGAAGGAGGAAGUAAGGUCCCCGGCAGACAUCAAAUCCCCAGUCAAGGCCAAAUCUCCAGAAAAGGGAGAUGCAAAAUCCCCCGAGAAAGAGGAAGACAAAGAGAGUGCCCCAAAGAAAGAAGUACCAAAGCCUCCUAGUGCACCUGUCAAAGAAGAAGGAAAGGAAGGUAAAGUGAAAGAAGCCCCCAAGAAGACAGAGGAGGAGAAAGCCCCAGCCAAAGCAGAAGAACCCAAGGAUGGCAAGAAAGAGGCCCCCAGAAAGGAGGCCGAGGAGAAACCCAAAGAGGCCCAAGGUGGGGCCAAGCCAGAAGGAGCCGGGAACCAUCAGGUGGCCCCCGCCCCAGAGCCCGCAAAGGGGGAAACCAAGGCCAAGGAGGCAGCAAAGCCCCAGGAGAAGAAGGGGCCGGAACCCCCCAAAACCCCCAGCCCUCCGGCCGCCAAGGAACCCGAGAAACCCAAACAGGAGGAAAAGAAAGCAGAGGAGAAACCCCAACCCGACCCCAAAGCCAAAGAGGAGGAAAAGGCGCCUCCCAAAGAAGCCGCCAAAACAGAAGCCCCCAAGGCCAGCAAGCCUAAGGCGGAGAAGGUGGAGAAAUCCUCCAGCACCGACCAGAAGGAGAGCAAAGCCUCCGAGCCCGGGGCCGACGACAAAGCCAAGAAGGGCGAUAAGUAACCGCAGGAGUCGGGUCCAGAAAUGUCCAGCGGGAGCAGCCAAAGAAACUUGAACAGGUCAAUCAACUCUCAUUUAUUUUAUUUCUUCCGACCUCCAGAGACCGUGGUCAGACUGCAAGAUACUCUCCUUUUCUAAGCUGGAAUUCCUGGUAGCAAUACGUAGGAAAAACGGGAGAGAGGAAAACCAGAUCCCCCUCCCCGGGAGCCCUCCCCCACCCACCCACCCGAGCCCCCACCCUCUGCCCUCACCGACGAUGGUCAACUAUGUUAUGAUAGCUUAACUAGCAGAAUGUGAUAUAUGCCGAAUGCCACAUGUAAACACCUGCCCCCCCUCCCAAUAAGUGCAUUUAUUUCCUGUAUGUACAAUCAAUUGAUGGACAACUGCAAUAAUGAAUGUCCACGCCGUGGAAGCUGCGUUGUGCUUGAAGUGUCUUAAAACGGCACGGAUGCCUUUUUUGGUUUCUUUCCCAAAGGAAAUCUGUCGCUCCCCUCGCGGCGCAGCGGCGGCGCUGCCGGACGGGGGCCCAGGAGGAUGCACGGGCAGCCACACAGUGUCAACACGCCACCAACUCAGAGGAGCACCGUUCAACCUGAGGCCACUUUCAAUUGCUUGUGUGCAAUAAAACAAGAGAGCUUAUACAGA
Molecule: messenger RNA, 3897 nt
Organism: Sarcophilus harrisii (Tasmanian devil)
Lineage: Eukaryota; Metazoa; Chordata; Mammalia; Dasyuromorphia; Dasyuridae
Gene: NEFH
Product: neurofilament heavy
Exons: 4
Coding region: 94-3255 (1053 amino acids)
Biological process (GO): axon development
Cellular component (GO): neurofilament; axon
Molecular function (GO): structural constituent of postsynaptic intermediate filament cytoskeleton
Source: RefSeq, a predicted model, not a curated record